Messenger RNA from Trypanosoma conorhini, 891 nucleotides. RefSeq names its product trans-sialidase. The transcript has a single exon. Gene Ontology annotation, molecular function: exo-alpha-sialidase activity. The record is from RefSeq and is a predicted model, not a curated record. NCBI's taxonomy places the organism in Eukaryota, Euglenozoa, Kinetoplastea, Trypanosomatida, Trypanosomatidae. The annotation marks the transcript as partial.
ACCGCGUGGAAGGACGAGUACCGCGGCGUGAAUGCAACUGCUCACGGGGCAGCGUCGAGCGCGGCGGGGGGUGUGACGUUCAGCGGCGCCGGGGCGGAGUGGCCCGUGGGGAAACUGGGGCAGAACCAGCCGUACUACUUUGCGAACAACAAGUUCGCUCUCGCGGCGACGGUGAUCAUCCACGCGGUGCCGGAGAAGGACGACGACACUCCUUUGCUGGGCGUGAGGAUGACUGACGCAGCCAACACUGUGCUCUUUGGCCUGUCGUACACGAGCAAGAGGAAGUGGAAAGCCAAACUUGAUAAUGCUGCUGCCGAGGAGCAUGCUGAGGCGUGGGCACCAGUCACGGCAGUUCAAGUGGCGCUGCAAACGGAUUGGGACGAUUGGUCUUUGUACGUUGGUAGGCAGAGGAUUUACGGAAAGAAGUACAGUGGCGCUCUGUUCAACUCACACCGGAUAACACACUUCCUUUUCGGCAUGGAUGGCACGCACACGGCUGUGGGCAGCCCCAACGUGACGGUGGCGAACGUCCUGUUGUACAGCCGCGUGCUGGGCGUGGGUGAUCUGCAGCGACUGCAACUCGGCAGCUGCACGAUUCCGCCGCGGGGUGCCGAGAGGGCGGUCGCGGCGGUGUUGCGGGGGCGGCUGCCGGGCCGCACGCCGAAGUCGGCGUUGCCAGCGACGCUCAGCCGACGGCGGUUGAUGUUGCAGCCGAAGUUGACCACUGGCGACGCUUCUGUGCCUGCACGGCCUCAUCCUCCACCACCACAGAACGCAGACGCUGGCUUGGCGUCCGGUGAGGGAAGGGGUGACGGCACUUUGCGUGGACGUGUGUCUCGGGCAAUGCUGUUGACUCUUCUUCGGCUGCGGGGCGCUGUGGCACACUUCUGA